GUACGGUCCUGCUCGGAAUAAUGGAGGUGUAGAGCCGUGUAUUGUAUGAUACAAGGAGUCAGCUGUUAGGGAAGACCUCACUCUCGCGAGACUCACUGUUCUCGCGGGUCUGGGCUGGCGCACGCCGGGAGCAGUGAGGUUCCUCAUGGAUCUGAACAGUGCCAGCAGCGUCGUGCUUCAGGUGCUGACACAGGCGAGCAGCCAGGAUUCAUCGGUUCUGAAGCCGGCGGAGGAGCAGCUCAAGCAGUGGGAGACCCAGACUGGCUUCUACACCAUCCUCUUGAAUAUUUUCACAAAUCAUUCCCUGGACGUGAAUGUGCGGUGGCUGGCUGUGCUCUACUUUAAGAAUGGGAUUGAUCGCUACUGGAGAAGGGUGGCUCCAAAUGCUCUCUCAGAAGCUGAGAAGUCGACAUUGCGUGCAGGACUCAUUACCAACUUCAAUGAGCCUGUAAAUCAGAUCGCUACCCAGAUUUCUGUUCUGAUUGCUAAAGUUGCACGACUCGACUGCCCCAAGCAAUGGCCUGAGCUGAUCCCUACACUGGUUGAAUCAGUAAAGGUUCAAGAUGAUCUGAGACAACAUCGAGCACUGCUCACCUUCUAUCAUGUGACCAAAACCUUAUCUUCUAAAAGGCUUGCUGCAGACAGAAAGCUUUUCCAAAAUCUGGCCGCCGAGAUCUACAGCUUUGCAUGCUGCCUUUGGAAUCAUCACGCUGACACCUUCCUGCAACAGAUCUGCUCUGAAGGGGAUACAGCAGCUGUUAGCUCCUUAGAAAGAGCCUCACUGUCAUUAAAAGUUCUGCGUAAACUGACUGUCCACGGGUUUGCCGAUCCUCUCCAGAAUGCAGACGCCAUGGGAUUUCUUCAUGCUGUUUUUGACCGAAUAAGGCAGUUUUUAGAAUGCAGCCGAGGUGUCAGAGCGGAACAUCCAUGCAGGGAGAGGCUGGAAAAGGUUAUCAUAUUGUUCACUAAAGUGCUUUUAGAUUUUCUGGACCAGCAUCCAUUUGCAUUCAUUCCAUUAAUCCAGAGAGUGUUGGAGUUUGCAGUCAGCUAUGUGUUCACAGAGGCUGGGGAUGGAAUAGUGUAUGAACGUUUCAUAGUUCAGUGCAUGAGUCUGAUCAAGAUGAUUGUAAAGAAUGAUUCCUUCAAGCCAUCCAAAAACUUUGAAGACAGCAAACCAGAAACCAUCAAUGCUCACCAAAUAAAAAUGUCCUUCUUCACAUACCCAACACUGAUGGAAAUAUGUCGCCGUUUGGUUACACAUUACUUCCUCCUCAAUGAAGAAGAACGAGCCAUGUGGGAGGAGGACCCAGAGGGCUUUGCCAUAGAGGAAAGCGGUGGAGACUCGUGGAAGUACAGUCUGAGGCCUUGUUCAGAAGUGCUGUUCAUUGACAUUUUCCAUGAAUACAGCCAGACACUCACACCUGUGCUCUUAGACAUGGUUCAUACUCUUCAAGGUCCCACUCCUUUAGAAGACUUAAAUGUGAUACUUAUUAAAGAAACGGUUUACAAUGCUGUAGGACUGGCUGCAUAUGAAUUAUUUGAUAGCGUGGACUUCGAUGAAUGGUUCAAAAGUCAGCUGCUAGGAGAACUGCAAAUUACUCACGAUAGGUAUAAGUUGUUGCGGCGGAGAGUAAUCUGGUUAAUCGGACAAUGGAUUUCUGUAAAAUUUAAAGCCGAUUUGAGACCUUCACUGUAUCAAGCCAUUGUCAGCUUGCUACAAGACCAGGAUUUGGUUGUGCGCAUUGAGACAGCUACAACCUUGAAUUUACCAGUUGAUGAUUUUGAGUUCAGAACAGAGCAGUUUUUGCCGUAUCUGGAGACCACCUUCAGUCUGCUUUUCCAGCUGCUUCAGCAGGUUACAGAAUGUGACUCAAAGAUGCAGAUCCUCCAUGUUCUCUCAUGUGUUAUCGAAAGGGUAAACAUGCAGAUUCGGCCUUUUGUUGGCUGUCUUGUACAGUAUUUACCACUGUUGUGGAAGCAAAGUGAAGAACACAAUAUGUUACGAUGCGCUAUCCUGACAACAUUAAUCCAUCUGGUUAAGGGCUUAGGUGGAGACAGCCAGAAUUUAUAUCCAUUCCUUCUUCCUGUAAUUCAGCUGAGCACAGACGUUUCACAACCACCGCACAUAUACCUCCUGGAAGAUGGCCUAGAAUUAUGGUUAGUGACAUUGGAAAAUAGUCCAUCCAUUUCCCCCGAGCUGCUGAGGGUUUUUCAGAACAUGUCAGCUCUGCUAGAGUUAAGUUCAGAAAACCUCCGCAUUUGCUUCAAGAUCAUCAAUGCCUACGUUUACUUUAUUUCCUCUGAAUUUCUGCAGAUAUAUGGAGCUGGUCUCUGCCAGUCUUUCCUGGAAGUCCUAAAAGAUAUAACCGUAGAAGGUCAAGUUCAAGUACUGAAGGUUGUGGAAAACAUCCUAAUGGUGAAUCCAGAUGUUGGUCCGCAAAUAUUCGUUGCCCUGUUGCCACCAGUCUUCAGAGGAAUUAUUGAUGGGGAGAGAUAUCCAGUGGUCAUGUCCACGUACCUUGGCAUCCUUGGACGUGUUCUUCUGCAAAACCUAGCCUGCUUCUCUUCACUAUUAAAUCAGAUGGCACAGGAAUGCAGCCAAGAGGCUGACCAGAUUCUCGGAAAUGUCAUUGAAAUGUGGGUGGAUAGAAUGGACAAUAUUACUCAGCCGGAAAGGAGGAAGCUCUCUGCACUUGCAUUAGUUUCUUUGCUGCCCACAGGCAACAGUGUUAUUCAAGAUAAAUUCUGUGGAAUCAUUAAUAUCUGUGUGGAAAGUCUUCACGAUGUAAUGACUGAAGAUCCUGAAACAAAUUCUUCUAAGGAUUGCCUGUUAUUGUCUUAUAAUGAACCCCAAGACAUUCAGGUGAAUGAAGACGAUGAGCCUCCAACUGAACAGGAUAAGAGGAAAAGAAUGAUUGCUUUGAGAGACCCAGUACAUACAGUGUCUCUUCAGCAGAUUGUCUAUGAGAAACUGAAGGCACAGCAGGAAUUACUGGGAGCUGAAGGAUUCCGGUCACUGAUGGAAACUGUAGAUACUGAAAUAGUGAAGCAGCUGCAGGAGUUUUUACAGGGAUUCUAAAAAUAUACCAGAAUUGUAACAGAAUUCAUUAUGAAAUCCUACGACAGCGGUCAGUUUAAUAAAGACAACAUUUU
Molecule: messenger RNA, 3153 nt
Organism: Hyla sarda
Lineage: Eukaryota; Metazoa; Chordata; Amphibia; Anura; Hylidae
Gene: IPO11
Product: importin 11
Exons: 30
Coding region: 146-3079 (977 amino acids)
Biological process (GO): protein import into nucleus
Cellular component (GO): cytosol; nuclear envelope
Molecular function (GO): small GTPase binding
Source: RefSeq, a predicted model, not a curated record